AUGGGCUCCUUCGUCCUGCUUCUCGCCUCUAUUCUUGCCUCCUGGACUUUGCUCUCCAGGGAGCCCCGCGUCCACGCUCUCGAAGAUGGGGUCGCCAAGCUGCCGGUCCUCGGGUACAACACUUGGAAUGCCUACGGUUGCGGCAUCAGCGAAGCCGCCGUCCUCUCGGAUGCCCACAUGCUAGUCUCGCUCGGGCUCAGGGACGUCGGCUACACUCACGUCAACAUUGACGACUGUUACGCCGAGAAGAACCGCAGCGCGUCGGGCGACAUCGUUGCCAGUGCUGCGCGUUUCCCGUCCGGGAUGAACAACCUCACCGACCAGAUCCACGCUCUCAACAUGUGUUACAGCGACUCCGGCUGGUACACAUGUGCGCAUUACCCGGUCACUCCACAUUCGUUCCUUACUUUACACGACAGAGAUGCGAAGCUAUUCCAGGACUGGGGAUUUGACUAUCUGAAGUUCGACAACUGCGCUAUUCCUUAUGAUGACAUCAUUCGCCAAGGCAUUGUCGGGAAGUACGAGCGCAUCGCCACCGCGAUUGCGCAGCUGGCACAAGACACCGGAAAGCCGCCUCUUAUUCUCUCCCUUUGCGAAUGGGGGAAUGAGCAACCGUGGCUGUGGGCGAAGCGCUUUGGCCAAAGCUGGCGCACUACGGGCGACAUCAACACUAGCUGGGGGUCGAUCACGAGUAUAAUCAACCAGAACUCGUUCAUCACAUGGGCAUCGGACUUCUUCGGCCACAACGACAUGGACAUGGUAUGCGCUGAUCCUUCCACUUCCAGCGGGAACUCGGGCAUCACGCACGAGGAAGCUAAGACACACUUCACGGCCUGGGCCCUCAUGAAGUCUCCCUUGCUGAUCGGUACCAAUUUGUCGGCGAUCAGCCAAGAUAACCUGUCCAUUUUGAAAAACCAAGAGAUACUCGCCAUCAACCAAGACCCUGUUGUGGGAACGAGCGUCUCGCCGUUCCGCUGGGGCAUCAACCCCAACUGGGUCAGCAACAGCACCCACCCAGCUCAGUACUGGAGUGGGGAGAGCCAGAACGGCACCGUAUUCAUGCUCAUCAACACCCUGAGCAAGCCAGCCGACAUGUUCUUCAGCCUCACUGAGUCACCCUGGAUCCGUGCCGGCCGCCAGUACGCCGUUCGCGACCUCUGGACGCACACCGACAACGGCACCGCCAUCCGCAACUUCACGGCGAAAGCCGUGCCCGCGCACGGCGUCGUCGCGCUCCUGCUCACCGACGCCGGCGACGAGCCGCCCAGCUCAGGGCCGCCUUGCGCCGUCCUGCAGUGGUGCAUGGACAAGAACGGGACGCUUGCGCCUGGUGCGUGA
Epithele typhae is the source of this 1338-nucleotide messenger RNA. RefSeq names its product glycoside hydrolase family 27 protein. Gene Ontology annotation, biological process: carbohydrate metabolic process. Gene Ontology annotation, molecular function: hydrolase activity, hydrolyzing O-glycosyl compounds. NCBI's taxonomy places the organism in Eukaryota, Fungi, Basidiomycota, Agaricomycetes, Polyporales, Epitheliaceae. The transcript is spliced from 20 exons. The record is from RefSeq and is a predicted model, not a curated record. The coding region runs from base 1 to 1338 and encodes 445 amino acids.